This is a messenger RNA of Stereum hirsutum FP-91666 SS1, 1114 nucleotides long. RefSeq lists its product as uncharacterized. The transcript has 5 exons. NCBI's taxonomy places the organism in Eukaryota, Fungi, Basidiomycota, Agaricomycetes, Russulales, Stereaceae. The coding region runs from base 1 to 1071 and encodes 356 amino acids. The record is from RefSeq and is a predicted model, not a curated record.
AUGGAAUGUGUUUUUGUAGUCGAAGGCGCUGCCAUUUUCAUCAUCUUCAAUGCUUGCGCGACGUUCUGCCUUGUCGCACUUGCAUUGGCCGAAAUGGCAUAUCCUAUGGCUACGACUGCUACUGUGAUAUUCGAAUCCAGUUGGACUGCAGCAAUGAGCAUCUUGCAGAUCGCCGCUGCUGUCGACGCCACGGUGAAUGGACCUCCUACGAUGUGCCAGACAGGAGUUCCCUGGAAAGUUUGCGCGUCCUCGACAGUGCUCGUUCCUAUAAGCUGGCUCUCCAGUGUUUUCGCCAUUGGGUAUUGCCUAGCCCUUCUGGGCACCGCAGUGCACCAUCUGGAUGACUAUCCCAAUCUCCUAGUCUGCUCUGUCUACUCGAUCCCCUGGUUCUCAGAGCGCACAUCUCCAGCAGCCCCAGUUCUCCCACCGGUUCCUCUCACCGCAAAGUCCUUCUGCGAUUCGAUCUUGCGUUCAACUUCGAGAAGAGGAGACCUGACGUUCCCCACCGAUGUCGAAGCUCAAGCGAACCAUCUUCCCUCAUCCCAUCGAAACGGCCAAUACGAGCCCAGCUUCGAUGAACCAGAUUCCAUUUGGGGUGGAGAAGCGGAGAAACAUCUUCCGCAGGUCCGACGUCCUCCCACUCCUAGAUCUACGUCCUCGACUCGCGAUGGUGGCAAUCUCCCGUGGUGGCAACGUCAAUCUGUCUUCCAUCCCAGACCAGGCAAGGACGCGCCGUUCACACUGAAACCGAAGCCGAAGCAGGACUCGAAGAAGGCCCCUACUCCUGCCCCUGCUCCUGCUCCUGUAACUUAUCCCACUCCUAUCGCGAACGCGCAUCAGUCAGGCUGGUGGUCGAAGAGGAUCUUGCCUGGCGAAGACCGGGACACGCGUUUCACCUCGUCGUAUUAUUUGAAUCCUGAUGAACCGAUUCCGCAUGGGGCGCGCGAGCAGUGGAAGACGGCGGAUCACGAUGUUUGGCAUGCUUCGCCUUCGGAUCCUUAUUAUAAUCCUCUUGAUGGGUAUUAUGAGGUCGAACGUAGGGAUCGACGUGUCGCUGAGCGACGCGUUUGAUUUUCUUCUUCUGCUGCAUUUGGGACUUUGGACCUUGGACCUU